AAACCAUCUAUCAACCAAUCAGAGGCAUUGGUGCUGAUAUGACUUUAGCGCGUACUCUUCGUGCACUUUCGACAAAGAGCUCUCCAUAGUCGACAGCAUAGCGAAGUUAACUAGCAUUGUUUUGGUAAACAGAAAGUAUGUGGGAUUAAAGUACGGUUUUUAAUAGUAUCGUGGAUUGCUAAUAGUAUCUUGUAAAUCAUGUUCUAAACAAUAUGCGGGCUUUUCUUCUGGCUCGUUGUUUUCUUACUUCGCUCACUUACUUGGUCACAAUGCUAGCUAGCUAGCUAAUGCUAACGUAAGCUAACUUGAACACAACAUUUUAAUGGUGCGUCGUGGAGAAACAUCCUCUUUUGUCUUCACGUCAAGCAGCUCGUAAACAAGAGGUCGAAACCACCAACAUUUUGGAUGGCCGUGGCUCCCGCCUUGAUGACGGAUAAGAUCAUAGUCCUUGAUGAUGACGAUGAAGAGGAGAGUCCUCAACCCUCCUGCUCUGCCUCCACCUCAUCCUCUCGGCAUCAAGCCAAAAUUGUCUCACCACUCAGAGCUCAGCAGCCUGUCCCUACUCACAUCACCCAGUCACCUUUUGCCUCGACGAAGAAGCAAACGCAUGUUCUGCAGGCAGAGAACCAGAGGUUGUUCAAGGAUUUUGUGGAGCACUGCUCAGCUCUCACCCAGGACUGCCCCGAGGUCUUGAGCUUCCUCCAAACCAAACAUGCUAAGGCCUCCCCCGACUAUCUGUCAUCUGUGGAGUUCAGGAACACCUUGGGACGAUGUUUGACUCACGCUCAGGCCAACCGUUCCAAGGCCUUUGUUUACAUCAAUGAACUGUGCACUGCACUCAGGCAGCAUGCAGCCAAGAGGAGGCUGACCCUCUCUAAGCCUUCUACCUCAACAUCAAGUUCUGUCCAGUUUACCUCUGUUAUGUUCAAAAGGGAAGACGAGACUAAAGUUAAGAUGGAUGAGCAAGAAGAAGGGGUGAAACCGGCAGCAGGGGAUAAGCAACCUUCCACCUCAGGGCUGCAGGAGGGCAAUGAUAUGGAGGAACAGGAAGCAGAGAAAAAGGCAAAGAGGGCAUCCAGGAAACAGAUAGCGUACCUGGAGAACCUACUGAAGGUGUACAACGACGAGAUCUGCCACCUGCAGCAUGCCGAGCUGAGUUUAGACGACAUGGGAACGGAGGGCUCUUUAUACAUCCAGGAACACAAACUCAAACGCAAGAUGAUGAAGAUUUAUGAAAAGCUUUGUGAACUAAAGAGCUGCGGCACACUAACGGGCCGAGUCAUUGAGCAGAGGAUCCGCUACACUAGCACUCGUUUUCCUGAGAUCAACAGGAAGAUUGAGCGCUUCAUCAACAGUCCUGAGGCGCAGAGGAACCCUCCGGAUUACCACGACAUCCUCCAUCAGGUGCAGCGCGCCAAUGACCGCAACAACUUGGGCCUUAGCCGAACAGUGCUGAAUCAGAUCGCCCUGGAUGCUUUCAGAGAGACCGGGAGCCACAUGCAGGAGAGACGUCACCUGGACCUGGUGUACAACUUCGGCUCCCGCAUUACUGACGCCUACAAGCCUGCCACAGACCCGGCUCUGUCGGACCCAUCACUGCUGCGGAAGCUCCGGUCGAACAGAGAAGUGGCUCUGUCCCGUCUCGAGGAGGUCAUCACCAAGUACGCUGUCCAACAAGAGGACACGGAGGAGCAGGAGAGGGCCAGACGACUGGAGAAAGACAGCAAAGAGAAAAAGGCCCACAAAUCAGAAAAUGGAGAAGCAAAUAAAGAGGUGAACGGCGUUGCAGAAGAGGAAGAAGAAGAGGAGGAGGAUGAAGAUGAAGAAGAUGAAUCCUCAGACCCAGACAUCGAGGAAGAGAUCCAGGCCAGCACUCAGCAGGAUGGAGACGAUGAGGAGAAUGAGGAAGACAACAGUAACGAGGCGGAACCCGUAUGUGACGGUAGCAACAGGGAGGAGCAGAAGGAUCAGUUAUCGGGAAGCGUGAAAGAUGAGGACGAGGAGCCUGUCACAAGUGGACUCAGCCCUCUUUCUGAUGAAAGCAACUCCCAAAUCUCUCCGCUGUCUGACCUCCCCUCUCCUAAACAGAGCCCCAGCCAAUCGGAGCCAAUACAGACCGAUGACCAGACGCUGCUGUCUAAUGGUAACCUUGCAGGAUUAGAGGAGCCCGUGGAUUCAUCCAAUCAUGUUCUAGUAAGCACCAGCAAAGACACCAAGGACCCUGCAGACGUCUCUCCAGCAGCAGCCAAUGAGGUGUCUUUGCCCCUGUCGCCAGUGGUCAUCGUAGAAAAUUGUGACACCCAGACUACCAACGGCACGUCGCCUCCGCCCAGCUUCAGAGCCACGAGGAGCCAGAAGAGGAAGAGGGAAGACGUAAAGUCAGAGAACUCAGAGAACUCCCGAAAUACAAAGCACAUACUCAUCCAUGACAGUGACGUAGAUAUCCCUCUGGAUAUGGGGGUUUUCAGCUGCAAUUCUCCGCAGCAGGCGGAGUCAACCCGAGCAGACACUCCAACCCAGGAAAUGGUCAGCAGCUCACAGUCGACACCGCCGCCCAAGAAAAAUAAGGUCAACGUGGCAACCCAAUGUGACCCAGAUGAGGUCAUCGUCCUGUCAGAUUCGGAAUGACUUCACUUUUGACCUCUCACUGGACUGCAAGAGUAUUUGCAUUUCUAAGGACUGGUCUUGUCUUCUGGCUCGUAAGAAGAGGAAAUGCUCAAAAACUGUCCCUUUUUUUUUUUCUGGGCAAAACUAUGAAUUUAGUACCUCAUAUCACUUGAUUACAAAUUACCAAACAAAAGCCAAGACAAGUGUUUUUGGAAAAGGCUUAAAUAAAAUAAGUGUAACCUAACAUUGGAAAGAAAGCUGUUUAAACACGAUUUUUUUGGGGGGGAAAUCGGGAAAGUCGUCUUCUGCUGCUGUGUGCACCAGAGAAUACAGCUGUCGUUUACUCAGCAGAGAAACAUUGGCUGAUGUUGACCUCGCCUGUCUAAUGUCAAUGUGACCUAAUCCGACUCUAUUGGGUGAUCCAAGCAGCCAGACUUCAGUCGCCGUGUUUCCUGCCUCUCAGUGUAACACGAAAUGAUGCUACAGUUGGUAGUAGCACUGAAAUGAGUUAUUUUGCUGCUCUAAACACGGAGCUAAAACUACGUCUCUUGGGAAAAUCAUCCCAAGAAUUUGAACUUUUGUUAGUGUGCUUUAGGUAAGAAACCAGUGCCUGAAAACAUGAACCGUGCAGCCGGCCGUGUGGCCCAGACGGGGAGUUUUGUUUUCACAGACACUCGACUGGCGAAGGCUUACCGCCAGUUUGUUUACAUUUUUAUAUUUCAAUCACAUUUUUCAUCACCAAGAGAUUUGGGCUGUUUAAAAGGACUUUUGAGACGACGUUGUCUUACUUGCUAUCUAUGAUGUGCAUUGAAGCAGUGAUUGGUUUGUACUCCGCUUAGCGACAUGUGUGGACUGCAGCAAUGAGAGAACAUUUUAAAUGUUUUCUUUUUAUGUUUUACCUCUACACAUAUUUCUAUUUUUAGGUUUAUAAUAAAGUUUAAAGUAAGUUACUAUUUUUAUUCAGAUCUGUGUCUGCUGCAGGAUAGCUCAUUAGUUUGUGAAUGACAAACGUUGACGAGGCUAAUACACAAUGUUUGAAGGAUAAGGCUAGCAAUAUGCUAUAUUUAUUUAUUUGUCAACAAAUCCCAUGAAAGACCAAAACAUUGCUGAAUGCUCCGUAUCAAAGAUGCAUAUAUUAUUCCUCAGUGCUCCUUUGUUGUCUAAAAACUAUUAAAACGCGUCACUGAGCCACACAGUUGCACUGGGUGACAUGUUCCUUCACUAUAAUGAACAUGGACUGUAGUUGAUUUAAGUCGGUCCCACAUACUGUCCUCGAGCAUUAAAUGUGUAUUAAUCUGCGGCUGAAAAUAGUCCCAAACAAAUGCACUAUUUACUCCUUGAGUAGUAUUUACAGUAUCCUGCAGAGGGCUUAGAGCUGAGCGCAGGGUAAAGAUGGACUAACACAUAGUUGGUUCUGAUCUUCACGUGGGAUCUGUUGACAUUAAGCCUUCUCCUUUUACGGAGCUAUAGCACAACAAUGUUUCCUCAUGAUUCUGAGAAGUCUCAAAGCAAAAGAGGGGAAGUUUAGAUUGAAGAAUCUUCUUUAAUGCUUCUCAGUCUGAGUCUGACACUGAUAAAUUCAACCGGUGCCUCUGCCCAGCCGUGACGACUACAUUUAUUCACCUGGUGAAGCUCACCUGGCCCAGUUAAGGACUCUAAACACCGGAGUCUAAUAAAUGACCAGCAAGUAAUCCAGUUUUAUUCCGACACACAAAAUGUUUUUUCUUUUAAUACAAAUGUGUUCCUUCCUGUCGGUGCACUGGUUAUUCAGAUACGUUCUUCCAUUAAAGUAGAAUUUCUACAUCCCUGUCGUAUUUAGAAUAAAGUUGGUUUCUUCAACAGAUGUUUGGGUAGCUUCCUGAAUUCCAAAACCGUUUGUUUGAGGUGCUCUUUGGAUAAGGAUGCAUGCAGAGGCACUUAAACAAUUAAAAUACCUCCUAUAGUCAUAGUCAUGUUAGAAGUGAAAACAAACUGACGUGUUUCUGCAUCGGGCCUUUAUUGACAUGUCUUUACAAUAAGGGUAUUUUAAUAGUUUAUAAAGAGUGCCUUGGAGUUUCCUUGGUAUUUGAAAAGUGUGUUUCUUUUUUCCCAGCACUUCAGAUCUCCACCAUUUGAUUGAUGAGAGUUUUUGUGACCCGUGACGUAUUGCGUCUUUUAUUACAGCCAGUAGUCUGCUGGUGCUCGUGUCCUGGAGCGCGAGUAUCUUGACAGAAGUCCGGGCUUCUUGGUGAAGGGAAGAUUCUCAACUUUUUAUCCUGACAACAAUCCCUGUUUCUGUCUUUUCCUCCUGAAUUACCACAUAGGUGAAAUAAUGUCAUGUCGACCUGGAAUGUAGUUAUCGUAGCUACGAUCUAUCGGGCCUCGUCUCGACAGAGGAGUGAUCCAUCAUUCACUGAAUUUGUUUUCUUUUUCAUUUUUGAUAAAUAAAUGAUAUUUUUUAUUAAUAUAUAUAUAAACA
Molecule: messenger RNA, 5065 nt
Organism: Cottoperca gobio
Lineage: Eukaryota; Metazoa; Chordata; Actinopteri; Perciformes; Bovichtidae
Gene: daxx
Product: death-domain associated protein
Exons: 11
Coding region: 406-2628 (740 amino acids)
Biological process (GO): regulation of apoptotic process; nucleosome assembly; negative regulation of DNA-templated transcription
Cellular component (GO): nucleus; PML body
Molecular function (GO): transcription corepressor activity; nuclear androgen receptor binding; transcription coactivator activity
Source: RefSeq, a predicted model, not a curated record